This is a messenger RNA of Chenopodium quinoa (quinoa), 1857 nucleotides long. RefSeq lists its product as uncharacterized. The transcript has 3 exons. NCBI's taxonomy places the organism in Eukaryota, Viridiplantae, Streptophyta, Magnoliopsida, Caryophyllales, Amaranthaceae. Bases 1 to 1857 code for a protein of 618 amino acids. The record is from RefSeq and is a predicted model, not a curated record.
AUGUUUCCCGAAGGGAAUGAACUUCCAAACUCCACCUAUGAGGCCAAGAAACUUAUGUGCCCUUUGGGUAUGGAGUAUGAGAAGAUACAUGCUUGUUCCAAUGACUGUGUGUUGUAUCGAAAUGAGUAUGCUGAUUUGAAUGAGUGUCCAAGGUGUGGAGUUUCUCGUUACAAGAUGAAUGAUACUGGUGAUUUGUGUAAGAAAGGGUCUCUGGCUAAGAAAGAUGGGUUAAUGAGGCAUCCUGCUGAUUCCCCGCAAUGGAGGAACAUUGAUCGAAAGUUCAAGGACUUUGGUGAAGAAGAUCGAAAUAUUAGGCUUGGUCUUAGUACAGAUGGAAUGAACCCAUUUGGGACACUAAGUACCCAAUAUAACACUUGGUCGGUUCUUCUAACUAUCUACAAUUUGCCUCCUUGGUUAUGCAUGAAGUCUAGAUACAUUAUGUUGUCCCUUCUAAUAUCUGGGCCUAAACAACCUAGAAAUGACAUUGAUGUGUAUCUAGCGCCUCUCAUUGAAGAUUUGAAAUUGUUGUGGAAUGAAGGGUACACUGUGAAGGGAACAACUCCUUGCCCCAUUUGUGAAGAUGAUUUGGAGGCAUUACGCCUAGACAAUUGUGGAAAGCAUGUAUACAUGGAUAAUCGCAGAAAUCUUCCUGAAGACCUCCCUUUUCGAUUCAAUAAGGAUGCUUUUAAUGGAAAAGUGGAGUUGAGAGAAGCUCGUGGCCCUUUAUGUGCAAGUGAGGUUUAUCAGCUGGUCAAAGACAUUGAGAAUGAGUUUGGUAAGCCUUACAAAAGCAAAUCAACUGGGGGUUACAAGAAGAAGUCUGAGCUAUGGUCUCUUCCAUAUUGGAGACAUUUGGAAGUUAGACAUUGUCUAGAUGUAAUGCAUAUUGAGAAAAAUGUUUGUGAUGCCAUUCUGGGAACUUUAUUAAAUAUGCCAGGAAAUACAAAGGAUGGAGUUAAAGUAAGAAAAGACAUGGCUGCUAUGGGUCGUUCAGAGUUGGCACCCGAAUCUCGAGGAAAACGAUGGUAUCUUCCCCCAGCUUGCUUUACCUUGUCUAAAAAGGAAAAAACUAGCUUAUGUGAGUCAUUGCAUGGUUUAAAGGUCCCGGCUGGAUUUUCUUCUAAUUUUCGUAGACUUGUGUCAAUGUAUGACUUGAAAUUGGGUGGCAUGAAAUCUCAUGAUUGUCAUGUCUUGAUGCAACAAUUAUUACCAGUUGCCAUUCGAGGAAUUUUUCCACCUCAAGUGAGGUAUACGAUUACAAGAUUAUGUGUCUUUUUUAACACUAUCUGUAGCAAGGUCAUUAAUCCAAGUAUUUUAGAUGACUUGCAAGAAGAUGUACUUGAGACAAUGUGUCGAUUUGAAAUGUAUUUUCCCCCAUCUUUUUUUGACGUGAUGCCUCAUUUGGUUAUUCAUCUUGUACGUGAAAUUAAACUUUGUGGACUAGUGUGUAUGAGAUACAUGUAUCCUUUUAAACGAGAAAUGGGUGACUUAAAGGGAAAAGUCAUGAAUCCGGCCAAACCUGAAGCUAGUAUUGUACAACGAACAGUUGCUGAUAAAGUGGAAGCAUGGGUUGCUCAAUAUCUUGCACGUUCACAGAAAAUUGGGUUGCCAAAGUCUCGACACGAUGGGAGGCUUGGAGGUCAAGGUACUAUUGGCAGGAAAAGGAUAUCCAUGGGCUUUGAAAUGAAAAUUAAGGCCGAGCUUUUCGUGUUGCAAAAUAUUAGUGAGGUUCCUCCUUACUUGGACGAGCACAUGCUUUUUCUUAAAAAUAAAUAUCCUUCCAAAAGUGAUCCUCAGCUGAUAAAGGAGCAUAAUUGUUCAUUCGUUACAUGGUUCAAGGAACGAGUGAUGUCCUAA